Molecule: messenger RNA, 2961 nt
Organism: Lepus europaeus (European hare)
Lineage: Eukaryota; Metazoa; Chordata; Mammalia; Lagomorpha; Leporidae
Gene: PMFBP1
Product: polyamine modulated factor 1 binding protein 1
Exons: 18
Coding region: 117-2744 (875 amino acids)
Biological process (GO): spermatogenesis
Source: RefSeq, a predicted model, not a curated record
ACAGCCUGAACAGCAAGCUCUUGAGCCUGCAACUUGACAUCAAGAAUCUGCAUGAUGUCUGCAAGAGACAGGGGAAGACCCUGCAGGAGAAUCAGCUCUGUGUGGAAGAGGCGGUGAUGAACAGCCACGUGAUUCUCUACGAAGAGGAAAUGGGAAGUCAUAAUGAGAACACAGGAGAGAAGCUCCAUUUGGCACAGGAGCAGCUUGCCUUGGCUGGGGACAAGAUUGUCUCCCUAGAAAGGAGCUUAAACCUUUACAGGGACAAAUACCAGACUUCCCUGAGCAACAUCGAGUUACUGGAGUGCCAAGUGAAGAUUCUGGAAGGAGAGCUCAGUGGGCUCAUCAAUCAGGAGCCUGAGAACAAGGGUGACCAUUCCAAGGUGCGGAUAUACACGUCUGCCUGCGUGAUUCAGGAGCACCAGGAAACCCUGAAACGGCUGUCUGAGGUGUGGCACAAAGUCUCCGAGCAAGACGACCUGAUCCAGGAGCUCCGGGACAAACUCGCCUGCAGCAACGCUCUGGUUCUGGAGCGAGAAGAGGCUUUGAUAAAGUUACAAGCAGACUUUGCUUCCUAUACAGCCACCCACAGACACCCGCCGAGCUCCUCAGAAGAUUGCGAAGACAUCAAAAAGAUACUCAAGCACUUGCAGGAGCAGAAGGACAGCCAGUGCUUGCACGUGGAGGAGUACCAGAACCUUGUGAAGGACCUGCGCAUGGAACUGGAAAACGUGUCAGAACAGAAGAAAAACAUCAUGAAGGACAUGAUGAAGCUGGAGCUGGAUUUGCAUGGACUGCGGGAAGAGACAUCCGCGCACAUCGAGAGGAAGGACAAGGAGACUCUCAUCCUGCAACACCGGCUGCAGGAGCUGCAGCUGCAGUUCACCGAGACCCAGAAGAUUGCUCUGAAGAAAGACAAGUUACUCCAAGAGAAAGAUGAAAUGCUGCAUGAGCUAGAGAGGAAACUGACUCAGAUUCAGAACAACCUCAUGAAAAAGGAGAUGGAGUUGGAGAAGCAGCUAGCUCUGACAGGAGAACUCGAAAUGACUGUGAAGGAGGCAAAGCAGAACAAUUCCAAGGUGGAGUGUGGGGCCCUGCGGGCUGAGGUGGAGCAGCUCAAGGACAGUCUCGAAGAGGCCAGACAGCAGCAGAGGGUGGCAGCUCAGCAAGCAGCCCAAUACAAGGAAGAGGCCAGGCUGGCACAGAUUAGCCUGGAGGAUGCACAGAGGAAACUGCAAAGCUGCAUUUUCCAGGACAAACAGAAGGCAGACACCAUCCAGGAGCUACAGAGAGACCUUCAGAAGCUGCAGAAGGAAUUCGCAACAGCUGAAGAGGAGCUAGCAUCCAACAGGAAACGGAUAGAGGAGCUGACCUCAGAACUCUCGGAGGCCCUGAGGAAGAAUGAAAAUUGCGAGAAGGAAAACAGGCAGCUUCAUAAGACAAUAGAUGAACAGGACCUGAAAAUAAAUGACAUGCUAGAUCGUAUCCAACUCAUUCAGCACCAGCACCGGGAGCUAGCCUCUGCCAAAAGCAAGCUAGAAGAUGAUCUUCAGGAGAUAACAAAGCUACUGGAAGAGAAACGGGAACAGUUGAAAAAGAGCAAAGAACGGGAGAAACUGCUGGAGGAAGAACUUGAGGCUUUGCGACAGGAAGGAAAAAAGAAAGAAAAGAUGUUGAAGGAGAAUUUGAGGAAGCUGGAGGAGGAAAAUGAGAAUGCCCGAACAGAGUUGAUGCGUUAUUCUGCACAAUUGGAAGCCUCUAUCAGCAAAUACAAUGCCAGCCAGCAAGUCAUCCAGGAGUUGAAUAUAGAGAUAAGCCGUCAGAAGGAGAACGUAGCGAGCCUGAAGGCCGAGCUGGAAAAGGCUGAGCAGAGGGAGAAACACUAUCUCCAGACCAUGGUGACUAAAGAAACCUAUGAAGAGCUAUCCCGGAAGUCGGGCGCCUGCCAAGAUGACCUGACGCAAGCCCUGGAGAAGCUCAAUCAUGCGACGUCGGAGACAAAGAGCCUGCAACGAAGCUUGCUGCAGACCCAAGAGAAGAAAGCUCACCUGGAAGAUGAGAUCAUUGCCUAUGAGGAGAGGAUGAAAAAGCUCAAUAUGGAAUUGAAAAAACUGCAGGGCUUCCACCAGCAGAGUGAGCUAGAGGUGCAUGCCUUCGACAAGAAGCUGGAGGAGAUGAGCAGCCAGGUGCUGCAGUGGCAGAAGCAGCACCAGAACGACCUCAAGAUGCUGGCGGCCAAAGAGGAGCAGCUCAGGGAGUUCCAGGAGGAGAUGACCACCCUGAAGGAGAACCUCCUCGCAGACGAGAAGGAGACCUGUUGCCUGCCCCAGCGGUCCAUGGCCAAGGACACCUGUAGGCUCCACCGAGAGAACGAUCAGAUUAUGUGUAACAUGGAGCAGUGGGCCAAGGAGCAGAAGGUUGCCAAUGAGAAACUCGGAAACAAGCUCCGGGAGCAGGUCAAGUACAUCGCCAAGCUGACUGGUGAAAAGGACCACCUCCACAAUGUGAUGCUCCAUCUGCAGCAGGAAAACAAGAAGCUGAAGACUGAGAUGGAAGAGAAGAGGACGAAGGCCGGGCCCCCGAAGCUUUGCACGAAAGCCAUCUGCCCGAGCAAAGUGGAGCCCACACAGAAGGGCAGAGUGUGUGGCGUGCUGGGCUGGAGAGGGACGCCCCAGGAUGUGACCCACAGAAUGGACAUCACCAAGUACAUCGGGGUGCCCCACUGCUCAGGUUCCUCGUAUUGCUAGACUCAGCAUCUUGCCCUGAGCAUCAUUUCCACACACGGUUUCCAGAGGAUGGUGAGUUCCUGCCCCUCUCUCCUGACCUGAAUCAGCUCUUCCAGGAACGUUUCGAGGCCCCAGCCUACCUUGCAAGAUGCUAACGUUGAAUUUUGUCCACCUCCUGCAAUGGAGUGAGCCUUGGAACCAUACUACCAUCUCCAGGCCCAAACGCCAAAAUAAAGAC